Fusarium odoratissimum NRRL 54006 is the source of this 1561-nucleotide messenger RNA. RefSeq lists its product as uncharacterized. The coding region runs from base 58 to 468 and encodes 136 amino acids. The record is from RefSeq and is a predicted model, not a curated record. Gene Ontology annotation, cellular component: cytoplasmic dynein complex; cytoplasm. Gene Ontology annotation, biological process: microtubule-based movement. The transcript is spliced from 3 exons. NCBI's taxonomy places the organism in Eukaryota, Fungi, Ascomycota, Sordariomycetes, Hypocreales, Nectriaceae. Gene Ontology annotation, molecular function: dynein intermediate chain binding.
AAUACAUCGCGACAACCAGCGGUAUCAAAUAUCACCAUAUUAAGCUACUAUACCAGAAUGGCUGAAUCUUCACUGACAAAUGGCCACGACGCCCUUGAGGAGAAGCUCGGCCGAUUGUCAAAGAAACCUGGUGUUAAAGCCAGCAUCGUUCUUGACCGAACCACCGGCGCUAUCCUGAAAACCAGCGGACAAAUCGACGCUCUCCAGACCUCUAAGACGCGAACCACAUCGACUGCAACAUCAUUUUCCAAUGAAGGUCCUGCACUAGAGGAGAGCGAAACGAAAGGAGUCGAGCAAUUCGCCGCGAUCGUCUGGAACUAUGUGAAUAGCUCCGGAAGCUUGAUUCAGGAGCUGGAUGGUGAAGAUGAGCUGAAGCUUCUACGGUUACGAACAAGGAAGCAAGAAUUGGUCAUUGUACCCGAUCCCAAGUAUUUACUUGUGGUUGUGCAUGACACGCCUCCAGCUUGAGCUACGAAACAUGCUUAUUUAAGUCUUACCAAUGCCUGGGCGUCCCAGAUCUCCCACUUACCGACUUCCGCUGAAGGGCUAGGGGAGCAGUUUGUCUUGAUUCAAAAAAGAUGUUCUGUUUCAUCGACUGAUCAACUGGGAGCGUGACGGGCCGUGGAAUCGACAGGACGCAGGGAUCAUUACUGGUGUGUCGCAUUCGGGAUGGUCUUGAGUAAGGCAAGACAUCGUGAACGAAAUUACGAUUGAUACACAUAGGCUGGGGGAAGUGCAGGCAUCUCUGCCAUGCCUCGAAGGGAAGAAAGAAGAAGAGAAGCAUACCAACAUGGGUCAAGUGGGCUGGAGUCUGCGCCCUCGCGGCUAUCCCGUUACCCGAUUUCCUUUUACUGUGCUUCCCGUCACUACGGGACUAUCACGGGGUCCGCGCGAUGCCCAAUGUCCGGCAUGAACAAUUGGGAUGGGAAAGGCAAAUAAAUCCGCAGCUGUAAGUAGCCGCGUGUUUCGAAGGUUUAAUGGGCCGAACAAUUACAGCUGGAUUGCGCCCCUUGUUUCACAAGGGCCCCAUUGACGACGAAAAUGGUGGUGGCCGGAGUGGAAACGCUAGGAGCCGUUGGAAAAGCUCACGGAAAGGCCUCAUGGUGGUCAUGACCAUUGAGGAUCACACAUAGAUAUCGGCUACCAACACAAUUGAGCAGCAUUUCCGGUCCAUACUUGUAACGGACAAAGUUGCGAAUGUGAGCUCCUUCUGCUUGGUCAAUAACAAACAAGGUUCAUACGGGGCAGCGCAGGAAAAACGGAACGCACGUACAAAAUACGUGCGCACGUCCUUAUCCUUGACCAGUAUCCGUAUGCGGAUAACGAAAACGCUCAACAUUCAGGGUUACUCUGACUUGGAAGAAGGUUGUAAGGACUGCAGGGCUGAUACAUGGUCAAUGGCAAACACGUCAAGUAUCGAUCAUAUGUCUGAUCUCAAGAAGUCCCAAGUCUCAGAUUAUCAGAACUAAUGUUGCUGACCAAGCGCGAUAUCGAUGUAAAGUUCCGAUAUGAUUUGUACUAUUUUCGGCAAGAUGACAUUCCGAAACUAACGAGGGAUUUC